This is a messenger RNA of Parastagonospora nodorum SN15, 351 nucleotides long. RefSeq lists its product as hypothetical. Bases 1 to 351 code for a protein of 116 amino acids. NCBI's taxonomy places the organism in Eukaryota, Fungi, Ascomycota, Dothideomycetes, Pleosporales, Phaeosphaeriaceae. The transcript has 2 exons. The record is from RefSeq and is a predicted model, not a curated record.
AUGCUUCGACGUGGCGAGGGACAAAGGGCAUGGCCAGGGAGUGAGAUGGUUUGUGUGGGCAGGGGUGUAAAGAACGCCAGCGAUCACAAAGGCCAAUGGCGCCCGAAGGGUGCCCCACUUGCGCACGGAUCCACAGACCUGCGCGUUCCUACACACAACGACGACCUCAUCGUGCUUUGUGUGACCACACCCAUUUACGGACGCUUCCGUGGACGGCACUCGCGUCUGCACUACGAUGAGCCGACAACUGUAGCUGGUUUCCCUAGAGUGCUCACACAAUGUGCCCAUGGCAUGUUGAACCGCAUCAUUGCCAUGUCUUUCUGGCCCCCAAGUUCUAUGGCGGCUUCUUGA